AUGGCGCGCCACAAUAAGCGAAAGCGUGAGGACGAGGAUUCUGAUCCUGUCGCUGAUACUAAUGGAAGUGGUUUUGGUGUCGCAGAGACCCUUACUCGCUUGAAUCAUGCCUCGAGCCCCAACUCUGAUCAGACACCUCCGAACGCCGCGCAAAGCACCAAGAAUGGACAGCAGCCGAGUACCAAGAGGAAGCGAGUUGACGGAGAGAAGACCAAAUAUCCGGACCUGACAUAUGUGCAAGGCACACUUAAGUCGUCGAUCAGAAUUUCCGACUUGCAGGGCUUGCUACUCUAUUGCUUCGCGGACGGGAUUGCGCCCCAAUGGAUCUCGAUUAAGCACUCUGGACACAUGCGCAAGGUCGUUGUGCUGAUGGUUCCUGGUCUCGAGAUUGGCAUGUUUGACGGCACACUGCCAUUGGAGCCCCAGGAAGCGGAGAAGGAAAAGGACGAGGCAACUCAACCUGAGGUGCCAGAGGAAACGGCAGAAAACCGAAAGAACGCCGAUUUUGAGCGAUGGAAGCAGGGACUUCCUCUCGAGGAUCGCUCAUUCCGCUUCAAUCCCCAAGCUCUCAAUCCAGAGUCUCUGCCCGAGCCCCUGCGGCCAUUGGGAAACAUGUUCCCCCACGUCUGGCCCGUCAAGGCCCCCGGCGAUGCCAAGUACAACAAGGUGCACUCACCUCUUCAAGCUAUACUAUUGUCAUCACUGCCAAAGUCAAAGGAAAGCGGUGGCGGUGGAAAGGGUGCGCGUCCUCCUAGAGUGGACAAGGGCUUCGUGCCAAAGCGGACACCCAUUACGACAUUCAUCAGCACGGCAGAGGAUUUGCGCGAGAACGAGUACACUCUUCAUCCGGCAUACUUUACAUCAGACGAAGAGAAACGGUCUCAACUGGCAAUUCGCCAACAAGCAGAGCAGUCUACGGAACAUGGCUGGGUGGAUACCGAAGUUCCUACUUUGGAGGCGGGUGAAGUGCCUGACACCGAGAUUGAGAAAGGCAGCGUUACCGCAGGCCGGAACGUUUUGUCUCUCGACUGUGAGAUGUGCCUCACCGAAGGUGGUCAGUCUGAGCUCACCCGCAUCAGUAUGGUUGGAUGGGAUGGAGAGGUGGUCCUCGAUGAACUGGUCAAGCCUGCUAAACCGAUCAUCGACUACUUAACUCGCUAUUCUGGUAUCACAAAGGAGAUGCUCGACCCCGUUACAACUACCUUGGCCGACAUUCAGAAGCGACUCCUCACCAUUUUGACCCCUCGCGCCAUUCUUGUCGGACACUCCCUUAACUCCGAUCUUACGGCGCUCAAGAUCACGCAUCCUUUCAUCGUUGACACUGCUCACAUCUACCCCCACCCUCGUGGUCCACCAUUGAAGUGUAGUCUUAAGUGGCUCACUCAGAAAUACCUGAACAAGGAAAUCCAGAAGGGAACGACUGGCCACGACUCCAUCGAAGAUGCCCGAGCCGUCCUUGAGCUUGUCAAACUCAAGUGUGAAAAGGGCGAGCUUUGGGGUACGAGCGAAGCCUCGAACGAAAGCAUUUUCCGCCGUCUAGGCCGCUCCACCAAGAACGGAAAGUCCACCGCCCCCGGCGAAGGACGAACUGGUGCCGUCGUAGACUGGGGCAACCCCGAGCGCGGGUUCGGCUCGCAAGCCACCGUGUCGAUUGGAUGCCGCGAUGACGACGAUGUUGUCAAGGGCAUCGCCUCAGCCGUUAAGGGCGACGAGUCCAACACGGCCAUUCCAGGCGGCGGUGUGGAUUUCACUUGGGCACGCCUCCGCAACCUCGAAAUGACUCGGGGUUGGUGCACGCGUAUGCCGGACGCAAACAACGCCAACGAAUCCACCACACUCAUCCCUUCCCCCGAAGAGACUACUCCGACGUCUGGUCCCGCCAUCACUACGACAGACAAGAAUCUCGCUGAGACAGUCAGCCAAACCGUCUCGGAUAUCUCUCGUAUCUACGAGUCCUUGCCGCCCUGUACGCUCUUCAUCGUGUACUCUGGAACCGGCGACCCGCGCGAGGUCAGCCGGUUGCAGAAUAUGCAUCGCAAGUACCGUGAAGAGUUCAACGCGCGGAAGCCGUGGAAUGAGUUGAGUGUGAAGUGGACGGAUACUGAAGAACAGGCGUUGAAGCGGGCCUGUGAGCGCGCACGUGAGGGAUGCGGUUUCAUGUGUGUCAAAUAA
Molecule: messenger RNA, 2172 nt
Organism: Penicillium cataractarum
Lineage: Eukaryota; Fungi; Ascomycota; Eurotiomycetes; Eurotiales; Aspergillaceae
Product: RNA exonuclease
Exons: 1
Coding region: 1-2172 (723 amino acids)
Cellular component (GO): nucleus
Molecular function (GO): exonuclease activity; nucleic acid binding
Source: RefSeq, a predicted model, not a curated record